AUGUCGCUACCACAAACUGGUGACCCGGACUUGAACCGUGCUUCUGAGCCUUCCGCCGGCGAUCACGUUUCUCCGCCGCCCGGCCCACAUCCCUCUACUUCCUACGAUUCCACUGUCUCAGCGGCAUCGCAGGCACACGUUCGCUUCCCACCUUUCUGGGCCCAUGACCCCGUCCUCUGGUUUGUCCAGGUCGACAUUAACUUUUCCUUCCGCCGAAUUACGUCCGAUACGAGCAGGUAUGAGUAUGUAGUGGAAAGCUUACCCUCGUCGGCCGCCGCCGAAGUUCGCGAUAUCUUGCUCUCCCCCCCCCCCCGCAAACACACACACACACCCAGCGAUGCUUAUACAGCACUCAAGGAUGCCCUCAUUACGCGGCUCAUGACGUCGGAGCAGCGCCGCAUUGAGCAACUCCUUUCUUGCGACGACCUUGGCUACCGUAAGCCCACGCAGCUGCUUCGUCACCUGCAAUACCGUCUUGGUGAUAAGGCUGCCACCAUCGACUCCGCAGUUCUGAGAGAAAUUUUUCUACAUCGUCUCUCCAGCAAUGUCCGCGUCGCGCUUGCUGCGGCCCGUUCUCUACCCCUAAACGGCUUCCCCGAACUAGCAGACAGCGUGGUCGACAUAGCACCUCCCUUGGUGGCUGCUUUGCCCGCCCCUGUAGACACGGUCACCACGGACGUUGGGUUGCUCAGCCAAGAAGUUUCAAAACUUACGGAGCUCGUUGCCCACCUCAUGGACCAAACCCGGCCAGCACGUCGCUCAAGAAGCCCUCGUCCUUCGGUCUGGCGCCCACAGCGUUCUCCAUCUCCCCCUCGCCGCUACCCUUCACCAGUGAACCCCGCUCUCUGUUGGUACCACCAGAGGUUCGGACACAGGGCCCGCCGUUGUGAGCAUCCUUGUACCUGGACCUCGGCAAACGAAACGACUAAUCACUGA
Messenger RNA from Ornithodoros turicata, 936 nucleotides. RefSeq lists its product as uncharacterized. Lineage: Eukaryota; Metazoa; Arthropoda; Arachnida; Ixodida; Argasidae. The transcript has a single exon. The coding region runs from base 1 to 936 and encodes 311 amino acids. The record is from RefSeq and is a predicted model, not a curated record.